Molecule: messenger RNA, 2521 nt
Organism: Hydractinia symbiolongicarpus
Lineage: Eukaryota; Metazoa; Cnidaria; Hydrozoa; Anthoathecata; Hydractiniidae
Exons: 2
Coding region: 423-1232 (269 amino acids)
Source: RefSeq, a predicted model, not a curated record
GUAGGCAGUAUCAUUGACCGUGGGCAGUAUCAUUUUAACCGUUGGCAGUAUCAUGCCGAAAUAGCCGAAAAAAUCAAAUCAAGAUGGUAGUUUAGCAGUGCAGAGCGGACGAACAUAGUGUUUACAUUUUGUCUUCUGAGUAACCUUAUAAUGAAUAUAAAGCGCAGAAGCUAUUCAAUAUCAGUUGACGAUUUUAAUAGUUAUGUUAACAUCUUUUGACAUAUUUCUAGCUUCUUGGUUCCAUACUCAAAACUCUCUCAUCUUGUUGUUUCUGAAGUUUUGUACAUAACAGACACAGUUUGUUUACAACUCAUUUUCUCACUGUUGCUGGUAUUGUUAUAUUCUUGCUGUGUGUUAUAUCGGAUUAUACAUAUCUUAAAAAUAUUCAUUCAUUUUUAUAGUUGCUAGCUAAUACUUGAAAAAUGUCUGCAACACUUAGAUCGUUUCGUUCCCGUUUUAUAAAUGUUGAAAACACUGAUGAACUGAAAGCUGUAGUAUCAGAUAUUCUUCCUUUUAAUGAAAACGAAUUCAAGAUUAGUAAUAUACAAGGAUCAGUCAAGAAAUUUAAAGCUGUUGUUGAGUGUACCAUAUCUUCUGAGGAAGAGUUUGUGAAAAGCUAUCAAUCCAACACAAAUGAAACGUUGAGAAAGCUAACACCAAGAUAUACUGGUGAGAAAAGCCUGUAUAAGCAAUUUACAUACUUCAGAUGUCAUCAUAACACACGGUAUCAAGCGACAAUGAACAGUAAAAUGAAGAUGAAAUGUAAUCCCAGUCAGAGAUUCAAAAACACUGAUUGUCCCUUCAGCUUGGUGCUGAAGUAUAAAAAAGAAGAAGGUGAUAACAAUUGUUUGCUAGAAAUGGAAUGGACUCAUAAUCACCCAGUAAAUUCUCUACAGUCAUUAUCCUUUAAGGAUAUCAAGCCAGAUGUUGUGGCUGAAAUUACUCAGCUAUAUGAAAGAGGCUUCACUCCUGGGUUAGCUUAUCGAGAGAUUUGGACCAAAACUAAAAAGUCGUAUGAAAGUGAAGUAGCUUUUCACAAGUUCAUCUCUGACCGAUCAGUGUUUCCCAGACGCACAGAUUAUAAUUAUUUAUAUACAGAAUAUACAAGUACAAUGUUUGAAAAGUUGAAUAGUAUGUUCAUUAAAUGCUUUCGUAUAUUCUAUUUUUGUUAUUUCAAUGAUACAUUUUAUGUAUUUUUCAAUGUUGAUGUCAGUUUGAUAACGUAUAUAUAGUAUAUAUUCGUGAAAUUUUGAAAUUUUGUUAUAUUUUUUAGCUUUGGUUGAGCAAGAAACUCUCAAAGAUUCGGAUAUUUCAAUAAAAGCUCAGAAAUUUGAUGCUGAACAGAAUGAUCCCUUUAUCCUGGUAAUCAUUACUCCACUUAUGAAAAGAGUACACGAGAAGAUCAGAAGUUCUGGAGAACUAGUAUUUCUUGAUUCAAGUGGUGGUAUGGAAGAAUACAAUCUCCGAGUAUUCUUCAUGGUAACACACUCUUUUGUUGGAGCACUGCCUCUUGGAAUCAUUGUCACUAGUGAUGAAACAACAGACACAAUAACAAGAGGGCAUUUGCGGUACAAACACUUGAGCAUGUCAAAGGACCGGUUUCCGAAAAAUAUUGAAAAAAUUAAUAGAUACUGCCAACGGUUAAAAUGAUACUGCCCACGGUCAAUGAUACUGCCUACCGUGUACGGAAAAAAAAUUCGCCAGUGCCGUCAUGAUAUCAGCAGUUGUUUACUCAUUUGAGGCAUGAUGAAAUCUGUGAUUACUCAUUUGAGGCAUGAUGAACUUUGUAUUUACUUAUUUGAGGCAUGAUGAAAUCUGUGACGUCACAGCUGUUUUAAGGGGUCUAAAAGCAGCGUUUUUUAAUAGGGGUUUGACCGUCGUAAACCUAAAACCGUAUUAUAUUCAUCCCUUACUCUAGCUCCUCUAAACCCCAAUAUCUCUGCAACCGUUUGUCAAAAGUACAUGAUCCUAUACAUUUUCUUGAUCAUCGUUUCAAGUUCUAUACGAUGAAGGUAACAGGGAUAUAAAUUUCUGAAAAAAUUUUUUUUUGCUUUUUAGCGGGCCAUUGCUGACGUCAGCAAAAUUUUUAAACCCUUAUAUGUCCUUAAUCGUUUGUAGAGAAGAUAUCGUCCUAUACAUUAUUUUGAUCAGCGUUUCAACCUCUACACGUUACAGGCAACGAAUAAACUAAAUUUCUCUAAUUUUUUUGGAUUUGCAAUGCUGACGUCAGCAAAACGUCUUAAAUAACCAACUUUUUCAAUGUCCUAUUGCCACGGGUCUUUAUAAACUUCUAUAUAAUAAUACGCCAGUUCUGUCUGUGACUUUUGAAAAGUGGAUUAUAUUCUUUACAAUUUUCUUUAAAAAAUUCUAUAAAACAUCGCCUAUAAAAUUGUUCUGUAAUGUACCAAACUUUAACGUUUAAAUAGUAUUGACGUCAAAGGAAAGUUAAUUAAGAUUAGUGCACCUAAAACUUUGAGGUCAAAUAACUUGGAAACGAGGUGGUGACGUCAAUGAUUUUUUA